Messenger RNA from Alternaria alternata, 4130 nucleotides. Its product is annotated as rna-dependent rna polymeras-like protein. The transcript is spliced from 7 exons. Gene Ontology annotation, biological process: siRNA processing. The record is from RefSeq and is a predicted model, not a curated record. Gene Ontology annotation, cellular component: nuclear RNA-directed RNA polymerase complex. The coding region runs from base 300 to 4001 and encodes 1233 amino acids. Gene Ontology annotation, molecular function: RNA-directed RNA polymerase activity. Lineage: Eukaryota; Fungi; Ascomycota; Dothideomycetes; Pleosporales; Pleosporaceae.
ACAUCCCUUAACUUGAUAUCAACACAGCUUUACCUAUCGUAGUAUCGUAGCUACACGAUCAUAUCUGGUAGUCUUUCUUGCUCCAAAACCAAGGUGAAGGUGACCCCGCACGUGAGGACGCGUCCGCAGGUUCUCGGGGUCGUUAGCGCCAUCCCCACUUUCCUAAUUGGCCAACUCACUGAGAGCUGUAUCUUCUUGUUUGCUUCGGUACCUAAGUUCUACUCGACUUUCGGUACAAACAGAGACAUAUCCUUCGGUAUCCUGCGGAUCAGCCUGUCGAGGCGCCGCAGGCCUUCGCGAUGGAUAUCUAUAUUCCAGAGGUUCCCAAGAACGCCAAUAAUGUCCAGUUGAAGAUCUUCUUGAAAGACCUACUCCUCAAACUAGAGGUGCUCGCGUUCGACAUCCAGAAAUAUGGGGGUCACAAUGGAAAGCCUCACUUCGCCAUUCUCACCAUACCGAGCACAGCUAAAGGCAACAAAUUUCUGCAACUUUAUGGCAGUCGAGGACGACGCGUAGCACUUCAAUCAUUGGAGUUUCACGGUCAGCGACUUGUGUUUCAACUGAGUAAUAGGCCUGGUCAACCGGAUCCCCUCAAGGUCAAGUCAUUGCAAGAAAGAGAAGAAGCUGAGAGAUCGAAGCUGGGAAGUCAGGCGUCUACCUUGAAGCUGCAGCGCCCUUCAGGACUAUCGACACUGUCUUUUCGUACGUUGAUGACAGGUGUUUGGGAUUAUGAUCGCCUAGGCAAGCUCGUUUUUGAUCAGAAGUUCAAGGAUAAAAGGAAUGGUUUCAUCACGUUUGGCAAGAGCGCUCUAGUGAUAUAUCUCCAAGCAGGUGUCUCCGAAACCUUCAAUUGGCACUGCAGAAUCGACAUUCCCUACGCGAUCAUAGAGCAUACAAUUCCGUCAGCCGACAAUGGCAGACACGAAACGAUCACAUUCACCCUCAAGUCACCUCCGAAGUUCUACGAGAUCCAGUCUACAGAUGAUCUGCACCUGUAUACUGGCCAGCAAGCAUCGCACGAGCCGACUGACAUUUCUUCCCUGCUAGCGAAGAUGAACAUGAGGCCACAGAAAAAGGUUCUCCGUCUGCAAAGGCUCUGCAAGUUGAGCAAAGCGAACGACAAGAACUCUGCUUUGUGCAUGGUGUACAAAAUUGCUUUUCCUAACCACCAAACCGCAAGGUUCGCUUGGAACUUCGUCAAGGACUUCUCAGUACCGGAAAUACACUGUUGGAAGACCAUGGUUCCCGCAUAUCGGACGAACAGCAUCGAAGCUGAGUAUGUGUUUGUCGAGAACAAACUUCGCGAGGCCUUCGAAUUUAGGGUCCGGUAUCAGCUAUUAGCACUCGUGCUAGAGGGCACAAUUACGCCGCUAAAGAUGUUCGAACUCAUACCUGCCAUGAAAAAUAUCGCGAGACAGCACGGUGAAGAUCUCACUGCAAGCGCAGUUCGUCGCCUAGGGAAUCAGAUACCUACGCCUGCUCCAGGGGUCGAGGCAGCCGAAUUCGAGAUCAAGACUCUUACGGACGUUCUCAGUGAAAGCAUCGCAAAGAGUAAAUUCCACGAAGUAACUUCGCGAGACUUGCGUGUUGAACAUAGCAAGCAACAUCUCGUGUCAACUUACAAGGCUACGGUCACCCCCACAGGUAUCUUGCUGCGUGGCCCUGACUGGGGUACCUCGAAUCGCAUCUUGCGAAAGUAUGCCACCCAUAGCGAAUACUUCAUGCGUGUGUUCUUCGCCGACGAGGACGGGUUGUCGGUAUUUCACGACCCACCAGCGUCACAGGAAACGGUCUACGAACGCUUUAAAGGCGUGCUUCAGGAUGGUAUUCCAGUCGCCGGGCGGACUUUUCACUUUCUCGGCUUUUCCCACGCAUCGCUUCGAACUCACCAAGCUUGGUUCAUGGCUCCUUUCGAGAAGAACGGCAUCACUGUUCACGCAAGAGAUGUCAUUCGCGACUUGGGCGACUUUACACACAUACAUUGUAGCGCUAAAUGUGCGGCUAGAAUUGGGCAAGCAUUUUCUGAUACCAUAUUUUCGGUUCAAGUUCCAUCGACCGCGUUCGCCACCGAAACCAAAGACGACAUUGUGCGCAAUGGUCGGACAUUUAGCGACGGUUGCGGAACGAUAUCCCUUGAACUGAUGCGCAAAGUGUGGAAGGCUUUACCCCCGGAUCGAAGAAGCCUCAGGCCGACCAUACUGCAGAUCCGCUACCGAGGGGCUAAGGGUGUCUUGUCGCUCGACCAAUCUCUUCCAGGCGAGCAGUUGCAUGUUCGAAAGAGCAUGACAAAAUACAUCGCCAAUGAAACUUGGCAAGCUCUCGAGCUGUGCGGAGCUGCCUACAGGCCCUUACAAGUGUUUCUAAAUCAUCAGUUCAUCAAGAUCCUAGAAGAUCUUGGUGUUCCGGCAAGGAAUUUUAAGGCUGUGCAAGACGAAGCAGUCAGUACCCUGAAGCGAAUGACAGAGCAUCCUUUGAAUGCUGCAAGUUUUCUCGAAUAUUCGCACUCUGGCGUAUUCGCCAAGGUCCCCAAGUUGUUCCAGUUGAUGCAUCAGAUUAAUCUGACCUUUCACGAAGAUAAGUUCCUUACCGACAUUGUAGAAGUCACAGCUAUGGCGAAUCUGAGGAGCAUGAAAUAUCGCGCGCGUAUUCCUGUCGAACGAGGCUAUCUUCUCUACGGAAUCAUGGAUGAGACGAACACGUUACGCGAAGGGGAAGUCUAUAUCGCGACGCGAGACUAUGAUCUGAAUGGCGGAUUGAAGACGAAACGUCUUGUCGGUGAUCGCGUAGUGAUUACCAGGGCACCCGCACUCCAUCCAGGAGAUGUCCAGCUUGUUACCGCCGUUGAUGUUCCGGACGGCUCACCCCUCCAUGCGCUCCACAACUGCGUUGUCUUCUCGCAACAAGGUCCACGAGAUCUGCCUUCGCAGCUGAGUGGCGGUGAUCUCGAUGGAGAUCUUUUUCACAUUAUCUUCGAUCCACGACUCAUUCCCGACUUCACCGUACCGCCUGCGGAUUACCCAUCGACACCAGCCAAAGAUCUAGGCCGUCCGGUAGAGGUCAAUGACAUCGUCAACUUCUUCAUAGAAUACAUGAACAUGGAUCGAUUAGGUCAGAUCUCGAACAAGCAUAAAAUUCGCGCUGACAAAGCGCCUGUUGGGACUCAAGAUACAGAGUGUCAACUUCUUGCUAAGCUCGCGUCCGACGCUGUUGACUUUAGCAAGUCCGGAAUUCCUGCCGACAUGGCUUCGAUACCGCGGGGUGCUGACCAUAUUCGUCCGGACUUUAUGGCGCCCGUGUCAAACCUGGUUAUCAACGAAUUGGGUGCAACCGAACUUGAAGAGCUCGAGGGCGAUGAUAUUGACGAUCCUGACAGCGUAAGUGUGCUUGACCCAGACAAAGCACGAAGUCGGUACUAUCGGAGCGACAAGAUCCUCGGAGUUCUGUAUCGCGCCAUCGAUGAGAAGAAGUUCUUCGCACGUCUGAAGGACAAUUUCGAGACGCGUCGUCCCAGGAUUGGUGAGUCUUUGGUGCGAAAGCUCGAGCGGUAUAUCGUCCGAGAAAUUCAGGGUGUGCAAUGGGAACACUAUUGGGAUUUCGCCGAAGAACUCCGCGAAGCAUACGAGGAAAAUCUACUCGAAAUCAUGGAUACGCUUCGACCGACUCGCGGCCAGCCUCUCACCGAGCUGGAGGUGUUCAGUGGUAACAUCCUGGGUAAGAAAGAGCGCGCGCCAUCACGCUACAUCCGCGAAGCCAACCAGGAGGUUCAAGAGCGCUUCAAUCGUGACGUUAACAGUAUAAUCAAGAGUAUCGUAAAGGGUGACACAGAUGGGGACGAUGAUGCUGAUUCGGAAGCGCUGCCGCGCUCAGUUGCAUGCUUUAUGGUAGCGCUAGAGACCGUUGGCUGGGAGAAUUACAGGAACUUGAAGAGCUGGAAGUAUGUCGCUGCUGCGGUGUGUCUGGAACAGUUGGAGAGGUACAACGGGCACUUGCGGCCACUUUGAGCAGUGGCGCUACGUCUUGCAUUGGCUUUCCAUGGAGGAUGUGUAUGAUAUUCCCGAUUUCACGAAGAUGCCUGGGGUAGAACAGGAUACGCUUUGACAUAGGGUAGCUAAAUGAAUUUUACGAAUCUU